This is a messenger RNA of Saimiri boliviensis boliviensis (Bolivian squirrel monkey), 1051 nucleotides long. It is a transcript of the gene C12H10orf120, whose product is annotated as chromosome 12 C10orf120 homolog. The record is from RefSeq and is a predicted model, not a curated record. Lineage: Eukaryota; Metazoa; Chordata; Mammalia; Primates; Cebidae.
CUCCUUUUUAGCCUAUUGCCAGAGUUCAAUCAGAGAAUGGGAGAAUUACUGUCAGAAGAUUGGAAAACAGAGGGUUAGUGAUACAAUGGCCCAAGAAAGAAAGAACAAAAAGCCAAUCAGAGUAUUUAAUACCAGCUAUUCCUUUCAGGAUCAAGCCCCAAUGUGUUGCCAAGAGAAUAUGACUUCUGCUUCACCGUUGUGGACAUGGAGCAAAUUCUACAGAUCAGACCCACGGAUUGCCCUCGGGAAAUAUUCUCCCUUGGAAAAAGAGAUCCUACGUCUUGGUGGCAUUCACACUAUAGCAGCAAGAAGGCUUUUGGCUUACAAGCAAGAGGAAGAAUGGAGAAUGCUCAAGAAACUACAGCUGCAGUCUCCAGACUACAAAUGGGCAAUGGAGUUUCAAAAAGAACAUUCCUCUCCUUGUGCUAUUUGUGGACCCCUAGAAAAAAUAUGGACAGCAAAGGUGAUUGUGCCCCCAGAGGAGUUUCAAAUGCCCCAACGAGAGCAGGUGAACGUCAGUAAGCACAUAGAGAGAAUGAGGUUUGCUCGGGCUCUGAGAAAUAAUCAGCUUUUACCCUACAUUGAAAAGUUUAGAUACUCCUCAUUUCUGUCUGGAGUGGGACUGGGUCCAAUGGCAAAAAAUAAGGCCAGACAAGAGGACAACCAUGACAGCCGUAAUUGUGACGAUGCCAAUCAAGCUGAGAAAGAGAAAGCAGAGGGCAAAAACACAAAAAGAGGAAAAAUAAAAAUGAAUGUAGUUUUCAAGUCAGAAGAACCAAAAAUACGUUUAACAUACCAUGCAAAUGAUCGCAAAUCCUUCCUCCCUGCAAAGAAACCGGAACGGUCCAUCACAGGCCUAACAAACCGAAAUCUUUUCUGCAUAUCGGAAUUCCCUGGCGACUUAAUGCUAAUGAAUCAGGAUUUUAUAUCACGGAGAGUCCACUUCAGUGAUGUGGCCAAGACCUAAAGCCCAGAAGAAGAGAGUAUCUGGAAACAGCGCAUGGGUAAAGCAACUCCUUGUCAUUAUUAAAGUUUUAUUUAUUACCCAGGG